This is a messenger RNA of Sphaerulina musiva SO2202, 3034 nucleotides long. RefSeq lists its product as uncharacterized. NCBI's taxonomy places the organism in Eukaryota, Fungi, Ascomycota, Dothideomycetes, Mycosphaerellales, Mycosphaerellaceae. Gene Ontology annotation, biological process: DNA-templated transcription; regulation of DNA-templated transcription. Gene Ontology annotation, molecular function: DNA-binding transcription factor activity, RNA polymerase II-specific; zinc ion binding; DNA binding. Bases 88 to 2844 code for a protein of 918 amino acids. The record is from RefSeq and is a predicted model, not a curated record. The transcript is spliced from 2 exons.
CAACAGCAGCAACAGCAGCAGCAGCAGCAGCAGCAGCAGCAGCAGCAGCAAGCGCACGAGCUGAAAAGCAAUGGCGACCGGCCCAAGAUGAAGCACAGGCACAGCUACGGCAGCGCGAGCGCGGGCGGCGGCGACGACCACGCGGGGCAGGACGACGAAGGGAUUGUCGCAAAGAGUGGCACGGGCAAGGCGGCCACAAAUGGACAGCCCGUACGGCGGAGAAUCAGUCGCGCAUGCGACCAGUGCAACCAGCUGCGGACCAAGUGCGAUGGACAACACCCGUGUGCGCAUUGCGUCGAGUUUGGUCUGACGUGCGAAUAUGCGCGGGAGCGGAAGAAGAGAGGCAAGGCCUCGAGGAAAGACAUCGCGGCGCAACAAGCUUCUGCCGCCGCGGGCGACAGUAGUAGUCCCAAGUCGGAUGCGGGACGGCCGUUUGAAGAUACUGCCAUCGCGCCGAGGCCGCAGAGCGACAACGGUAUACAUGCAGCAGCGAUGGGAAAUGGGCUGAAGCGCAAGCGAGGCGGCGCAGACUUUCAGCAACCACAGCUCCCUCCGCCAAGGUCUACCAGCAUGACGAGCCAGCCCCAUAUUCACUCGGUGCAUGGACGACCGGGUAUGGAGCCCGUUGGAGGGAGCGUUACGGGAAAUGGCAUACCGCAGAGGAUGGUGCCAAGUGAUCAUGGCUCACUUCCCAUUCCACGGGUCCCAGUCGCGCCAAUGCACAAGAAUCGGAGCAUGCCAGUCGGUAUGGGCGAGUAUGGAAGCAUCGAUGACUACCAUCGCAGCAUUCUCCACCCGAGUGCUGGCACCGCCGUUGCCGGUCACAAUAUCCUCCAUUCGGGGCCGGGAGGUAUGCCGCACUCGAUGAUCCAAGGCGGGACCAUCACCGGCUAUGGCGAAAGUCCGUAUGGCGUGCCUUCACCCAACAGUCAGCAGAGCAUGCCUGGUCAUCCCUAUCACAUGAAUGGAUCGCCCUUGUCUGCAACCUUCUUGCGACAAUCUCCCAUUGGGGGCUCACCGGGCUGGCUUUCUCUACCAUCCCCCACGAAUGCGCUCCAUCAUCCCAUGCAGUCUCAUUCCCCGAUCCAAACGCUACGAUAUCCGGUCCUUCGACCACUCUUACCGCACGUCUCGGCCAUUAUACCCAUCAGCCUCGCAUGUGAUUUAUUGGACCUAUACUUCGCCAGCACGGCUCAAGCAUUCAUGCAGCCGCGGUCGCCAUAUGUGAUCGGUUACAUCUUCCGCAAGCGAUCUUUUCUGCGCCCCGUGAAUCCGCGGCCAUGCAGCCCUGCCUUGCUUGCGAGUAUGCUUUGGGUGGCUGCUCAGACCAGCGAAUCUGCUUUUCUGACUUCUUCUCCCUCCGCGCGAGGGAAGAUUUGCCAAAAACUGCUAGAGCUGACAGUCAGCUUGCUCAAGCCCCUUGUGCACACCCAAACAGACGGUUCACAGGCAUACAGCGGCCACAACCUUAACAAUGGCGUUGCUUUGGGUGGGUUUGGGGUGACACUACCCGGCCAGACACAUGGCAUGGAAGACGGCAAUCCGGGCGCAAGUGCUGCACUCGAUGAUGUUGCCACGUACAUCCACCUUGCAACCGUAGUCUCGGCCAGUGAGUACAAGGCUGCCAGCCUACGGUGGUGGAAUGCGGCAUGGUCAUUGGCAAGAGAGUUGAAGCUCGGUCGAGAAUUGCCACCCAAUCCCGAGCACCCUGAUGGGCCUGAAGCAGAGGCAGAGGCCACGGGAGAGGCAUGCGCAAAUGGUGCUGAUCCUACGCAGCAGCCCGGUUAUGUCUCUGAAGAGGAGCGAGAAGAGCGCCGACGCAUAUGGUGGCUGCUGUUUAGUGUGGACAGACACCUGUCGUUGUGCUACAACAAGCCGCUCUUCCUGCUAGAUGUGGAAUGCGAAGGACUCCUGCAACCUGAUGACGAGGCGACAUGGCAGGGCGACGAACACUAUCCCGCGGAGAAACACAUGGAGUCCAAUCACUUCCGAAGGCGAGGACCAAGCUUUGAAUGCACCGGAUACAACCUCUUUGGCUUCUUUCUGCCACUCAUGACCAUACUCGGCGAAAUCGUCGACCUCAACCAAGCACGGAAUCACCCUCGCUUUGGGAUGGUGUUCAAGAACAGCUCCGGCUGGGACGACCAGGUUGCAGAGAUCUCGCGACAGCUCGAAGCGUACGGGAGAAGUUUGCGGGAGUUUGCAGCUCGAAAUCUGCCACCUCCAGAGCCCACAGAUGCUACUAGUGGCGCGAACGGUGCUCAAGACGACACCAGCCCGCACUCCGUGGCGACAUCCAACUCGAAUUCGCAGCGCAUGACGGAAGCGGUCCUACAAACCAAAAUCGUCGUCGCAUACGGCACUCACCUCAUGCACACCAUGCACAUUCUCCUCAAUGGGAAAUGGGAUCCCAUCUCAUUGCUGGACGACAACGACUUGUGGAUAUCGAGUCAAUCCUUCAUCUCAGCCACGGGCCAUGCCGUGUCUGCAGCGGAAGCCAUCAAUGAGAUUCUGGACUAUGAUCCUGACAUUUCGUUCAUGCCAUUCUUUUUCGGCAUCUAUCUCCUGCAAGGCAGCUUCUUACUCUUACUCAUUGCAGACAAGUUGGGCGCCGAAGCCAGUCCGAGCGUUGUCAAAGCGUGCGAGACGAUUGUGAGAGCUCACGAAGCUUGCGUUGUGACGCUCAAUACCGAGUAUCAGCGCAACUUUCGAAAGGUCAUGCGCUCUGCAUUGAUGCAGGUUCGAGGACGAUCUGUCGAAGACUUUGGUGAGCAGCAAUUGAGAAGACGAGAGGUGCUCUCUUUGUAUAGGUGGACUGGUGACGGUCAAGGCUUGGCUCUAUGAUGCCAGCAUGGGGAGAAGUGAAGAGAGACACCUUUCAACUUUCUGACACGAUUUUCCAUGGUGACAAAAUUUCAGUGGAUGCGCAAGAUUUUUUACACGUCUUUUUGUAUAUACGAGCCUAUGUGCUUUUUUUUCUUCUUGUUGUUUAUGUUUUGGAAGCGUUAGGGUGGGGGGAGAACGUGAUGUCUGA